AUCAACUCGGAAUGACACAAACUCGUUAUUGAAAUCGAAGCGAUUUGUUCCACAUAAAGGGGGAAAAAAGAGAUUAUUUAAUGUAAUCUUCUAUAUGUGAAUGGAAUUUUUUGCUAAGCAUAAUUAUUAACGGGCUGUUAUUUGGCGGGAAAAUCCUUCUAGUUUCCCGCCAUUAAUGAACUCCCUACCUAAGCUUCCUCCCUCUUCCCCUCCUCUCCGCCUCCCCAAAACCCAAAAUCCUCAGCCCCCAAGCAAAAUUCGUCUCCUCCGCGCACCGGCCGGAAUGGGCAAGAAGGCCAAGGACAAGCAGUACUGGCUCCUGAAGACCGAGCCCGGGGAGUGGUCGUGGGAGGACCAGGCGGCCAACGGCGGCGCUACCAAGUGGGAUGGCGUCCGGAACAGGCAGGCUCAGAACAACCUCAAGGCCAUGUCCCUCGACGACCUCUGCUUCUUCUACCACUCCGGCCAGAAGUCCCGCCGCAUCGUGGGCGUCGUGACGGUCACCCGCGAGUGGUACCAGGACGCGGAAGUGGGAGGAGGGGCCGUGGACGUGAGGGCGGUGGGGGAGAUGAGGCGUCCCGUAGAGUUGGAGGAGCUGAAGCGGGACGAGGGGCUGAGGAAGGGGGGUUUCCAGCUCCUGAAGCAGCCCAGGCUGUCGGUGGUGCCCGUGUUGCCGGAAGUGUGGGAGCGGAUCUGCGAGAUGGGCGGCGGCUACGAAGGGGACGGGCGGGAGGUCAGCCGCGAUGGGGAGGCGGAGUGAAGUGGCCAGUAGCCGCGAAGUCAAAGUGUUUGCUAAAAUGCUUAAGGGAGGAUGUUUUCUUUUGUGAAAUGACGGUGUUGCCCUCGAGGAACUUAGUAGUUUUGUAAAUAUGCCCUCAAUGAAGCGGAGAAAUGACUGUCGAAUCGUUUGUAAUUAGGAAAAAAGGAGGGAGAGGGAAAGGGCCAUUCCCUCCAACGAUUUUGUUGUUAGGCCCGCUAAUGCUUUUUAGUGAAUGAACUUUCGUUAUCGCUGCAACAUA
Molecule: messenger RNA, 1019 nt
Organism: Punica granatum (pomegranate)
Lineage: Eukaryota; Viridiplantae; Streptophyta; Magnoliopsida; Myrtales; Lythraceae
Source: RefSeq, a predicted model, not a curated record